Molecule: messenger RNA, 534 nt
Organism: Gloeophyllum trabeum ATCC 11539
Lineage: Eukaryota; Fungi; Basidiomycota; Agaricomycetes; Gloeophyllales; Gloeophyllaceae
Exons: 3
Coding region: 1-534 (177 amino acids)
Source: RefSeq, a predicted model, not a curated record
AUGCAAUUCAGCAUAGUCGGCCUUCUUACCUUCUUCGCGCUCAUUGGCAGCGUAUUAUCAAUUCCUAUUGCAGAGCGGGAAUCAUCGUUAACGAAGUUGGAAGCCCGGGCGAUAUCCGUGCACCCCACGUUCACGGGGGGUUUAACAGAUAUCGAGAUACCAGCGAUCACGGCAGCUGACCGGGCAAGUGCUAAAGCCCUGAAGAAGAAGCAGAACGCGAUCACGAGCAAAACUGCUUCCCAAAAGGCAAUGGUAGCACGCCAGCAGCAGGCUCUUGCAAGAGUCGCCGCCCUACUCAACGCCGCGGCGACAACACUGCAGCUAAGCGGGACCUUGAACGUCGAUAUCACCAAUUUUUUCCAUGUGUCAAAAUCCGACAAAGAGAACCAUGCUACAUUCGGAUUCAACGCACCAAUUUGUGCUCUCAGGUGCGCCGGCCAUGCGUACAACCCCACUUCAGAAGACGGUCAACUUGGCAGGAUAUUUAAUGAGGCCGGCGACUCCAUUUUCGGGGGUCAGCCUCAGAAGCCCUGA